Messenger RNA from Durotheca rogersii, 1124 nucleotides. RefSeq lists its product as uncharacterized. Bases 201 to 1007 code for a protein of 268 amino acids. Lineage: Eukaryota; Fungi; Ascomycota; Sordariomycetes; Xylariales; Xylariaceae. The transcript has a single exon. The record is from RefSeq and is a predicted model, not a curated record.
AUGAUUAAUUAAUUAAUCCAUGCAUACAUACAUAUGUAACAUAUAUACGCGUGUCUGUGAUGUAGGGUGGGCGUAAGCAAUAAAAAGCAAUAAUCGCAAUGACCAACAACAAUAAUACGCAUAACAAAUGAAGGGAAAAAGGGGGGGGGGAGGAAAGGGGGGUGAAGACGAGGAGGGGCGCACGGCAGGACAGCGCCUCGAUGGUACUAUCACCACCACUACCCCUCCUCACCACCACCUCUAUGCUUGAUAUCACGGCUACUACAGCCACUGCUACUACCAGCAUCUGCUAUUUACUCUCCAGAGUCCUACCGGCGCCCUCCCCUCUCGCACGCGUGUCCCGCGACCACCAGCCUCGGUGCGGCUGGCCAGACGGGGGCAAACGGAAGGGGAGGAGGGGGAAGGGGGAAAGGGGGGGGGGGGGGGAAGACGUGCCCGUUCGUCAUCCUCCUCACCCCCCCAUCCAACCGCGCCCGCACGCAGGAAGUCUGCCUUCAUGCGGGCAUGCAAAAGGGUGUAGCACGCAGGCAGGCAGCCGGACGGGACGGGAUGUCAUGUAUAUGCGUGUGAGCGAGUGUGCGUGUAGGUCUGGGACGUGCGCGGGCUGGCAAGGCAGGUUGUGCGCGUCGCAGCGAGCGAGGCGUAGGAUGCGAAGGAGGAAAAGGGGGGGGGGGGGGGGAGAGAGAAAGGGGGAAGAGAAGAGGCCCGGCAGAGCGAUGGGAAAAAAAGCCUGCCUUGCUGCCUUUCCUACCGCCUAUGGAGAUAGGCAAACUUACAUGCCUAUCUGUCUGUCUGUCUGUCUGCCCUCUCUGCCUCUGCUCCGCGCGCCGUUCGCGACGGGCCCUACCCGCCCAUCCCCUCCUCUUCCUCCUUCUCCCCCCUUUCCAGAGCCUUCCAAAUGCUCCCAGCGCCUCACCACCUCCCCCUCUCUCUCACCACUCCCCUCCCCCCCCCGCCUCCCUCUCCCUCUCCCAUUCGAACACAACACGCACGCACGAAAAAAAUAAAAUAAAAGAUCGACGCCUGGGCCGACCGGCUCUCUGUUUUCGCGCCCAAAGGACCGGGGGGGCGCAGGGAGAAGAGGGAGAAGGGGAAGAGGGAGGGAGAGAGGGGGGGGGGGGGGG